This is a messenger RNA of Diprion similis, 1484 nucleotides long. RefSeq lists its product as uncharacterized. Lineage: Eukaryota; Metazoa; Arthropoda; Insecta; Hymenoptera; Diprionidae. The record is from RefSeq and is a predicted model, not a curated record. The transcript has a single exon. The coding region runs from base 213 to 1484 and encodes 423 amino acids.
UGGUUCUUACCGUGGUACCGGUAAACGAUAUUUUCUGUGAUAUACGAAGGUGAUAUAACGAAAAAACUGUUUUACAGUAGUUAUUGUUCUUUUUACAUUGUGGCAUUGUUUAUUCGAAUGAGAAAAAAAUUAGUGAACGUACUCGAGACAGCACCAGUAUUGAAGUAAUAGUGUGAUUACAGCCAUCAAGCCACUGGCAAAGACAACGGAAUAUGGCUUUUGCAUACGAUUAUUCGAAAGAUCCUCUGAAUUUUGAUGUUCUGGGUAUGGAGGUCCCUUUAAUGAUAACCAAGGAACCACGAUAUUUUACGAUAACAACCGACAGCUACAUAUCGUUGUGCUCUCGGGUCUACGCUGCACUAUGCGCUGAAGACGAUGAAUUUGCUGACAACGUCCCGGAAUCAGUGUUUCAAUAUUAUGCAGUGAUUCUUCUAUGGUUACGGUUUGCAGACCUUCAGCCUAGUUCGAUGAGGUCAUCACAGUUCCUGAAAGAAAUUUAUAAGCUGCCAUGUGAAGAAUUGCAUGUACCCCUGCCAUUGCUAAUAUAUCUGAAGGGAAUCGGUAAUUUUUGUGACAUUGACCAAUGCGAGAGACAGUUUAUGUUACCAGAGUUACCGACCCAUGAAUGCAUCGGUGGAGUCAAAUACACGUAUGGAAAAAUCAGUGCCAAAACACAUCACUAUUAUGAGGCUUUUCCAGCCCCUGGAAUUGCGGCUCUGCGCAUACAGGCUGACAUUCAGUACACAAAAUAUAUUUGCAAUGCAAAUUUAUUUUGGGAUUUACCUGACGAUCUUCGUCCUGAUGUAUUAGAUUCUCGUAUAAAAUCUGCUGCGCCGACUAGAAACCUUUUGGGUUGGGCUCCUGCACAAGAAUUGACUUCUGCACAAUUGGAAUUAUGUCAAUUGCUAGAUAUGAAGGAAUUUCUAAGCAACAAGGUCUCGACUUUAAGCUCAUGUACCAGUGAGUUGUUGAGAACAAUUUCCAAGUACCUUUGCUCUUACAAAAAUCAAACUGGUGGAUACAUACACUCUAAGGAGGUGAAUGGGAAGCAUAUUUGUACGAUGUGCACAAAGUUAAAUACUCUUUCCUUGAAUGGCUCACUGGUUCAGGGAACAUUUGUUGAAAAACGUGAUAAGUGUGUCAAGUUUGACAGAUCUGCCAUGUAUUGCGAUGGAAGUAUAUCCUUGCACUCCCAGUUUCUGCUGAAUAUUUCGUUGAUUAAAGGUGCAAUAAUUUCGGGAUAUCGGAUGAUUAAGGAAUCAACUGGCGAUAGACAUUGUUGGUCCUGCUAUGAUUUUGAUGAGUACACAAAUGUUCCCGAAACUUGGAUUCGUUCUCGAAACAUGGUCUAUGCGUUUGGCUCCGUUGGAAAAUUUCAGGAGAUAAAAUAUACCACCGCAUGUGUCUCAAAGAGAAUUUUACAAAAUGCAUGCAUCCUAAACUCCAUGAUCAAACGUAAAAGUCUAUGGAGCAUUUACGUUUAA